AUGAUGAGCGUGAAGCAGAGGAUCAUUCAGAUGGCAAGGAAGUGGCAGAAAAGGGCUGCCAGCGGGAGAAUUUCGUAUCCAGGUGGAAGGGACUCAUCCGAUCAUGAUGGGAAUGGCUGGGCAGCAAAUAAGGGGCACUUCGUAGUAUACAGUACGGAUCGGAAGCGAUUUGUGGUUCCCAUAGAAUAUCUGAGGAGGAAGGUGGUGAAGGAACUGCUGAGAUUGUCGGAGGAAGAGUUUGGACUGGCAAGGAAUGGACCCAUUACGCUGCCAAUCGAUGGCACCAUGUUGGAGUACGUCAUGUCGUUAGUGGGAGAACGUGUGCCUGAAGACGUAGAGAAGGCUUUGAUCUCUUUCUCUACCAUGUCUACGUGCCACGCCCUCCCCUGCUCUCCUCAUCAUCCUCUUCUCCUCACACGACAACCUACCAUCUACGGCUUUUGA
Neltuma alba is the source of this 444-nucleotide messenger RNA. RefSeq names its product auxin-responsive protein SAUR61-like. The transcript has a single exon. The record is from RefSeq and is a predicted model, not a curated record. Gene Ontology annotation, biological process: response to auxin. The coding region runs from base 1 to 444 and encodes 147 amino acids. Lineage: Eukaryota; Viridiplantae; Streptophyta; Magnoliopsida; Fabales; Fabaceae.